Microthlaspi erraticum is the source of this 1773-nucleotide messenger RNA. NCBI's taxonomy places the organism in Eukaryota, Viridiplantae, Streptophyta, Magnoliopsida, Brassicales, Brassicaceae. The record is from the annotation of a GenBank genome assembly.
AUGUGCGGCUCAAAGAGCAACCUCUGCUCUACCAAAUCCCUAACAGAAGCCAUGAGGCUGAAAUCAGAAGACGCCGCCGCCGCAGCCGCCACGUAUCUUCUCGAAUUCGCCGCCUGCGACGAUCUUCCAUCGUUCAAGCGAGAGAUCGAAGAGAAACAGCUCGAAAUCGACGAACCGGGUUUUUGGUACUGCAGACGGGUCGGGUCAAAGAAGAUGGGUUUCGAAGAGAGAACGCCUCUCAUGGUCGCCGCUACCUACGGAAGCAUCGACAUCCUAAAUUACAUAAUCGCCACCGGAAAAUCCGACGCGAACAGAGUCUCCGGCGACGAGAGAGUCACAGCUCUUCACUGCGCGGUCUCCGGCUGCUCCGUCUCCGUCGUCGAAGUCAUCAAGAUCCUGCUCGACGCCUCCGCUUCGCCUAACUCCGUCGACGCCAACGGGAAUAAACCGAUCGAUCUGUUGGUUCGAAAUUCCCGGUUUAUCCCUAACCAGAGUAAAAAAUCAAUUGAGCUUCUCUUAACCGGAAAUCAAAUCUCGGUUAGUUUGGUUCAAGAAACAGAGGAGGAAGAAGAAGUGAGGAGUGUUGUGACUAAGUAUCCAGCUGAUGCGUCGCUUCCCGAUAUCAACGAAGGAGUCUACGGCACAGACGAGUUUCGAAUGUUCAGCUUCAAGGUCAAGCCAUGCUCGAGAGCUUACUCUCACGACUGGACCGAGUGUCCUUUCGUGCAUCCUGGCGAGAACGCGAGGAGGAGAGAUCCGAGGAAGUAUCCGUACACUUGCGUGCCGUGUCCCGAGUUUCGUAAAGGCUCUUGCCCUAAAGGAGAUGCUUGCGAGUACGCGCACGGCGUCUUCGAGUCUUGGCUUCACCCGGCUCAGUACAGGACACGGCUUUGUAAAGACGAGACCGGUUGCGCGAGGAGAGUCUGUUUCUUCGCUCAUAGAAAAGACGAGCUUAGACCGGUUAACGCUUCAACCGGGUCUGCUAUGGUCUCGCCGCGGUCCUCGUCGUCUUCGUCUCCUGAGAUGUCGGUUAUGUCGUCGCCGAUGAGCUCUCCUAUGGGGAGUAACGGUGUUCCUUGUUCUCCAAGAAACGGUGGUGGGAUGUGGCAGAACAGAGUUAACAGCCUCACGCCGCCGCCGUUGCAGCUUAACGGUGGUAGUAGAUUGAAGUCGAGUUUGAGCGCGAGAGAUAUGGAUAUGGAGAUGGAGCUUAGGCUUCGGAGACUCAGUGACUUCAAGUCGUCUAAUCUGGAAGAGAGUUUUGGAUCGAUGCUUCAAUCUCCGAGCAGGAUGAAUCAUUAUCCUUCUUCUCCUGUGAGGCAACACGGCUUUGAAUCUUCAGCGUCCAUGGCAGCAGCUGCGGUGAUGAACGCGAGAUCAUCGGCGUUUGCGAAACGCAGCUUGAGUUUCAAGCCAGCUCCGGUGGCUUCUUCGAAUGUCUCUGAUUGGGGAUCGCCGAAUGGGAAGCUGGAGUGGGGGAUGCAGAGAGAUGAGCUGAAUAAGUUGAGGAGAAGUGUCUCAUUCGGUAUUCAUGGAAAUAAUAACAACAACAAUGUGUCGCCGCGUCCUGUGAGAGACUACAGUGACGAGCCAGAUGUGUCGUGGGUGAAUUCACUGGUGAAAGAGAGUGGACCGGAGAGAGCUUUCGGGUUGAAUGGUGAGAGGGUUGGGAGCACGGUGAAUGAUGGUGGAGCGGUUAGGGAGCAGUUUAAGCUGCCGUCAUGGGCAGAGCAAAUGUACAUAGACCAUGAGAAGCAGCAGAUUGUGGCGUAA